CACCACCUCUAGAUCUAGCAUGAAGCGAGGCUGGGUGGGAGGAUGCGCAACACGGAGACCGGUAGAAGUCAGUUCUCACGCGUCGUUAACAGUAUGGCUAGUGGCUGAGGAUGUGGAGGAGAGGAGGUUGAAGAGCGGGAGACCUUGGUCGGAGCCCGGACUUUGUGGAUUGUAAUGUGGGCACGUAACAGGGACAACUCCUCGGCGCCUUCCGUGUGGGCAGGACUUCGUGCUCCCAUUUUACAGCAAGUGUUUAUCGAGGGCGUGUUAUGUGCAGACGCAGUGCCUGACGCUGGGGAUGCAAAGCUCCAUCGGGGCCAUGUCGGAGCGAGAAGAGCGGCGGUUCGUGGAGAUCCCUCGGGAGUCCGUCCGGCUCAUGGCAGAGAGCACAGGCCUGGAGCUGAGCGAUGAGGUGGCGGCCCUGCUCGCAGAGGACGUGUGCUACCGGCUCAGAGAGGCCACCCAGAAUAGCUCUCAAUUCAUGAAACACACCAAACGGCGGAAGCUGACUGUCGAGGAUUUCAACAGGGCCCUCAGAUGGAGCAGCGUGGAGGCUGUGUGUGGUUAUGGGUCCCAGGAGGCGCUGCCCCUGCGCCCUGCCAGGGAGGGUGAGCUCUACUUCCCCGAGGACCGAGAGGUGAACCUGGUGGAGCUGGCCCUGGCCACCAACAUCCCCAAAGGCUGUGCCGAGACAGCUGUGAGAGUUCAUGUCUCCUACCUGGAUGGCAAAGGGAACCUGGCCCCUCAAGGAUCGGUGCCCAGCGCUGUGUCUUCACUGACUGAUGACCUUCUCAAGUACUACCAGCAGGUGACUCGGGCUGUGCUGGGGGAUGAUCCACAGCUGAUGAAGGUUGCUCUCCAGGACUUGCAGACCAACUCGAAGAUCGCAGCGCUCCUGCCGUACUUUGUUUAUGUGGUCAGUGGGGUGAAAUCUGUAAGCCACGACCUGGAGCAGCUACACCGGCUCUUGCAAGUGGCACGGAGCCUAGUUCGGAACCCACACCUCUGCCUGGGGCCCUAUGUCCGCUCCCUGGUAGGCAGUGUCCUCUACUGUGUCCUGGAGCCACUGGCUGCCUCCAUCAACCCGCUGAAUGACCACUGGACUCUGCGGGAUGGAGCUGCCCUCCUGCUCAGCCACAUCUUCUGGACUCAUGGGGACCUUGUAAGUGGCCUCUAUCAGCAGAUCCUGCUGUCCCUGCAGAAGGUCUUGGCAGAUCCUGUGAGGCCUCUCUGCUCUCACUACGGGGCUGUGGUGGGGCUGCAUGCCCUUGGCUGGAAGGCAGUAGAGCGAGUCCUGUACCCACACCUGUCCACUUACUGGACAAAUCUGCAGGCUGUGCUAGAUGAUUAUUCAGUAUCGAAUGCCCAGGUUAAAGCAGAUGGGCACAAAGUCUAUGGAGCCAUUCUGGUGGCUGUAGAACGACUGCUGAAGAUGAAGGCCCAGGCAGCAGAGCCCAACAAGGGUGGGCCAGGCAGCAGGGGGUGCCGGCGCUCAGACGACCUGCCCUGGGACAGCCUUCUCCUGCAGGAGUCUCCCUCCGGGGGCAGCGCUGAGCCAGGCUUUGGGUCUGGUCUCCCGCUGCCGCCAGGAGGCGCGGGGCCGGAGGCUCCUUCCCCUUCGGUGACCCUGGCGGACAUCUACCGGGAGCUCUACGCCUUCUUCGGUGACAGCUUGGCCACCCGCUUUGGCACGGGUCAGCCCGCGCCCACGGCCCCGCGGCCGCCUGGGGACAAGAAGGAGCCGGCGGCCGCCCCGGACUCGGUGCGGAAGAUGCCGCAGCUGACCGCCAACGCCAUGGUCAGCCCGCAGGGCGACGAGAGCCCCCGGGGCGGAGGCCCCCCGUCGGCCUCUGCUCCCACCGCCUCUGAGAGCAGGCCGCUGCCGCGCGUGCACCGGGCGCGAGGGGCGCCCCGGCAGCAGGGCCCGGGCGCCGGCACACGCGACGUCUUCCAGAAGAGCCGUUUCGCCCCGCGCGGUGCCCCUCACUUCCGUUUCAUCAUCGCCGGGCGGCAAGCAGGGAGGCGAUGCCGCGGGCGCCUCUUCCAGACUGCCUUCCCCGCGCCGUACGGGCCCAGCCCGGCCUCUCGUUACGUGCAGAAGCUGCCCAUGAUCGGCCGCACCGGCCGCCCGGCCCGCCGCUGGGCGCUCUCGGACUACUCGCUGUACCUGCCGCUUUGAGGCGGCGCUGGCCUCCGAGAAUAAAUCUCGCGCCCGGAAGUGA
This is a messenger RNA of Physeter macrocephalus (sperm whale), 2222 nucleotides long. RefSeq names its product TATA-box binding protein associated factor 6 like (gene TAF6L). The record is from RefSeq and is a predicted model, not a curated record. Gene Ontology annotation, cellular component: SAGA complex; transcription factor TFIID complex; SLIK (SAGA-like) complex. The coding region runs from base 299 to 2179 and encodes 626 amino acids. The transcript has 12 exons. Gene Ontology annotation, molecular function: protein heterodimerization activity; RNA polymerase II general transcription initiation factor activity; transcription coactivator activity. Gene Ontology annotation, biological process: RNA polymerase II preinitiation complex assembly; transcription initiation at RNA polymerase II promoter. NCBI's taxonomy places the organism in Eukaryota, Metazoa, Chordata, Mammalia, Artiodactyla, Physeteridae.